Plectropomus leopardus (leopard coralgrouper) is the source of this 5315-nucleotide messenger RNA. RefSeq names its product beta-1,4-galactosyltransferase 3. Gene Ontology annotation, cellular component: Golgi apparatus. Gene Ontology annotation, biological process: carbohydrate metabolic process. NCBI's taxonomy places the organism in Eukaryota, Metazoa, Chordata, Actinopteri, Perciformes, Serranidae. Gene Ontology annotation, molecular function: galactosyltransferase activity. The record is from RefSeq and is a predicted model, not a curated record.
UUUUGCAGAGCACUCUUUAUCUAAUGGGUGUUGUACAUUAGUAGCCAGUGGUGUAAUGAUAUUAGAAAAGGUGGUUGCCGAUAAGUAGGUUUUCAAGAAGGAAGUACUCCUAAAAUAUUCCGUUGUCUUUUUGGCUAAUUAGUGGGUAUACUGUUACAGCCAGAAAUACAGAGCUGUGCUGGAGUGACUGGUCUGUUCCCUGUCCAUCCAGUGAGCCGAGCCGAGUGGCUGAGCUGCUUGAAGUGUUUCAGAGCUGUGGAUUGCAUCAUUAUAGGACAAUAGCAAUUGGAAUCAAAGCUGUCCCUCCUCCUCUUCCUCCAUCUCCUCCCCCAUUUCUUUUUCUCUCAGCCUGGUUCUCCACACACACAGCCCUGUGACCACUCCUCCCACGCUGGCCAUGGUCCACUCCCCCUGUCUCUCCAGCCAGUCAGCCAGUGAGUCGAUGGAAGCUGUGUAAUCCUCUGUAAAGUAUAGGGCCUAUACGGCUGCAUAUGCUCCCCUUUGUUAUGGCGGCUGUUGUUGUUGUUGAGGCCUCCCUCAGGAGAGCACAUGAGGGACAACAGAAGGCAGCAUAAAGCUCACAAAGGGAGGAAGAGAGAAAGCGAGCAAGCCAGUGACUGAGAGACACUGACGCUGCCAUUUAUUUGACGGGAAGAGAAUGAGCUUUGCCAGGCAAUGGAUGGAAUUCAAUGGGGGUGAAACUACAUGAUGUGGGACUGGCCUUGCCACCCCACGCCAAUCACAAAUUGGACCAACAGUCAACUUUAGAGAUUUUUGCCACAUAGUGUCCUGCAGCAAGGAAUGCAGUGAAACAGAGAAAAGUAGCAAAGACUUUUUUCUUGGUAUUGAAUAUUUUUCUAUUUUUCCUCUCCUUGGUGGGUUUUUUUCAAUAACAGCCUACCAAAAGUGCCUUUUUGUUUUACUUUUUGUCUUUUUAAUUAUCUUACUCUAUAUUCAUACUCCAUACUGCCACAAAUUACUGCAUGUAACAUGCAAUAACUGUCACAUUCAGUGUGUGUUUACAUAUCUUAGAGAAGGUACAUAGUGCAUUUGUAUGUGGAUGUUAACAGCCACUCCACAAGUCUCCAUCAAAUACACAGUUGACAAUCAUCACUUUUCUGAACUUUGUUCCUGAUUGGGGAGACCUUAUAUAGUCCUGCCAUUAAAUCACAGAGUUGGGCUGUGCCAGACCAGUGUGACUUUCUGCACUGCCUUUUCUGAACCUUUGUUACUUUGACGACGCAUAGCCGUCGCCAUGGUCAGUAUCCAAUCCAAAUGGCGCUACCUUUUUAUGUUCCUGGGCAUCCAGCUGGUGGUCAUGGCACUGCUGUCCCGAGAGGGAUACCAGAAGAGGGUCUCCUACUUCAUUCGCAUCUUCCGCAAGCCAGACACCACUGGCCUAUCAGGCCGCAACCACACAACAGCAGGCAUCACUGGAGGGGACGUAUAUGCCAACCUCUCUCACCUAUCCAAAGCUCAUAGCCAUGCAAAUGACAUGCCCUACUGCCCCAAGACGUCCCCUUUGAUAGGUGGGCCAAUUCACGUCAGCUUUCCAUCAGGGCUCACUCUGUCAGAGGUUCAGAGGAAAAAUCCACUUGUGGUGCGUGGAGGACGUUACAGGCCACCAGACUGUGAGGCCAGGCAUCGAACAGCCAUCAUCAUUCCCCACAGACACAGAGAACACCAUCUUAAGUUCUUGCUGUAUUACCUGCAUCCUUUUCUGCAGCGACAGCAGCUCAACUAUGGGAUUUACGUAAUUCACCAGGCUGGAAACUACACUUUCAACAGGGCCAAGCUGAUGAAUGUGGGUUUCCGUGAAGCCAUGAAGGAGGAAGACUGGGAUUGUCUCUUUUUCCAUGAUGUCGACCUCAUCCCAGAGGAUGAUCGUAACACAUACGUCUGCGACUCCAACCCCAAGCAUGCAGCCAUUGCCAUGGACAAGUUUGGCUACAAGCUUCCGUAUAAGAUGUACUUUGGAGGAGUGUCAGCUCUGACGCCACUGCACUACCUCAAAAUGAAUGGCUUUCCCAACAACUACUGGGGCUGGGGUGGAGAGGACGAUGAUAUUGGAGUCAGAGUGUCUCUGGGGGGGAUGUAUAUCACUCGCCCAUCGCUGAAGGUCGGUCGUUACAAGAUGAUUAAACACAAGCUGGACAAAGGCAAUGAUGUUAACCCAAAGAGGUUCAACAUGCUGGCCAAAACGCGUCAGACCUGGAAGUUGGAUGGGAUGAACACAAUUGAAUAUGAGAUCAUCUCGCGGCAAUACCUGCCCCUCUACACCAACAUCACUGUCAACAUUGGCACUGAGGCCGGUCUACAUCCACCUCCCCAAACACCACCUCCUCCUGCCAAGGCUGCAGGCAAACCUGCAGUCAAAGCACCUGCCGAAGUCCCAGCUAAAGGCCCAGCCAAACUCAAAGAGGGCCACUCAGAGGAGUAGUCUAAGAGACUGCUAAUCAAGUUUAAUUCUGCCAUAACUUCAUUGGGAUAAUCCUAUCAGUACAUGCUGUACGUUGGUGAUUGACCUUGUCAAUCACCUGCAGCUUUUUGCCCAUUUUAAGCUUUUUCGCCAAUUUGUGGAGAAUAGACAUCGUAUUGCCUGCAGACAGUGCGGCACUCAUCUGGGUGAUUAAAACACCUGAUUUAUUAAAGAUAAUAAAAACUGACCUGAAUUUUUCAACCCUUAGGUGACGGCUCUCCACCUUGGUUCCUAUUGAUUCUUGAUUGAUUCUUCUUCCAAGGAGCCAUAAUGAAGAGUGAAGGGUAAUAGAUUGACUCUAUGAGUUUAUAUAUUUACAGCACUGUGGUCGCUGGUUAAACCUUGUGAUGCCUUAGGAGCUUGUUUAUUUUUGUCUUCACACAUACCUUACAAUAUAUAGAAUAUUGGGUUAAAUAGAGCAGUUGCUGCGAUUUCCAGCAGUCACACUAAUUUUUUGUCUCAACACCAAUGAAUGCGAGUGAAGGAGAAAGUGUCUUGUUUCGAGUUGAGUGUGAGAAGCUGCUAUAUUGAGUACUGAAUGAAGGAACUUGACAGAUUUUUGUGUUACUGUUAGUACUAUUACUACUUGUUGCAUAACAGCAAACAUAUCCUAUUUGUCUGCAAAUAUCCGGGGUCUAAUUUAGAAAAGGUUCCAACUAUAUCCAUUUGGUGAGUGUGUCAAAAGAUUGUCUAAAUAUUUCAGAUGUUAUGGAUGCUAGAGAAAAUAAUUUUGUCUCCUGUCAUGUUCCGCAGACUUAGCAAAGCAGAUGAGAGUUAAGUAAAAACAUUUUAUUUCUGUAUGGCAAGAUCGGUCCCUCUGUGUAGCAUGUAUCUCAGUACAUCCAGUUCAGCCUUUCAAAUUGCAGCAUAUCCAAUAUCUACAUUUGAUUGAGUUUUCUUUUUGUGUUUUUGUGCAUUUGCCUUUAUCCAAUAGAGCAGGUCUUGGUGACGGUGAUCAGUGUUCUUCCUUCCGAUGAGCUUGAGAUUCACAUCAAAAUGGAGUCUAUUUUGCUUAACUUUUCUUGAUAUAUAUGUUGACUAUGUGCAGUGUGUUACAUAUGUCCUUGUGUAAGUGUGUCCCUCAAGAGUGCUGGCUUCCUCUCAUAACACUUUAUAUGCAGUCAUCGUGUUUUGCCCAUUUCCUGGUCCUAAUCUAUACAUAUAAUUGAGAAAUUAAUGAGAAAAGGUAUUUUGCCUCCACAGAAAAAGAGAAAGAAAUGAGAGACCAUCUUGUGAUGGAUGUCACACUAGCUGACUUAAAGUAAACGUGGACAAGGGUUAUCCUCUCUUGGAUCUCACUGGUCUUCCGCCUUCAUUGUGAUCUUAAUUACACACCUGUUAAGUUUCAUGACUGCAUCUUCACAGUUGUGAUGCUAUUGUGUCGGCAAAAUCUGGUUACAGACAGACAUAUAAACACCAGGCAAGGUACUCAAAAUGGCUCCUGUGGUAGUUCCUGCUACAACAGGUGUCUCUACCUUUGUUAAAUUUAACUCAAAAUAAUGUCACCAUAUAUUUGUCAUUACUCGUCAGUGAGGAAACACACCUUUUCUCUUUUUUCCUUUUAUUGUUAAAAUCUUUUCAUUUCAAACUCAAACGAUUCCUCGAUAUUGAUCCGGUGUGUUAGCAAUGUAGCUGGUGUGAAAAGCAGUUCUUUAACAAGUCAUCACAUGCAGACAUCUGCCGUAAUCAUCCAUUAGUGCCCGUGUACUGCAUGUCAACUCUUUGCCCUCCUCUUUACUUCUUCCACUCUGACAGAUUUGAUUGUAAACACAAGAAAAAGAAACAGUAUGUUCAUCCAGUGAAGGUGGCUUUACUGGCAGGUGAACAGGCUGAAACCAAAGAUGACUGCUUGGAAAGCGGUGAUGCUGGAGUGUGUGUGUUUGUGUGUGUGUGUGUGUGUGUGUGUUUGUGUGUGUAUGAAUGAAUGAUUUCUGUAACUCUGCAUUAUUCUUAUCAUAGUGGACAGGCCCAUCAUCUCUUAUCAAUAUCUGUAGCAUUUUUCAGUUUGGGGUUAAAAGAAUCUCCAAACCAACACAUAUUUGUAUUUCUCAUAAUUUACAAACCACAGAUGAAGAAAACUUUUUAGUGAAGGAAUGAGAAGCGUUCACGAUUAUGAGUGGGUUUGUUUGUUUGCUUGUUUAUUGUUUUCUCCUCAAACCCACUGAAACUUACUUUUAAUCUUGUUGUGGUAUUUGUCUGCUGAAGUAGACAAGACGAGCUCUGAGAGUGGUUGCCUGUGAUUUUCAUAAAUAGAUGAUUAUAUACUGUAUUAUCAUUUUGAUGUGAAUUCAUAUUCAAUUCCUAUGGCCUUAGCAGCACACACAAUACUAGUAUUUAAAUACUUGAUCACUAAUACAAUAGCAUCCUAUAUCAAGACUAGAUAUGCAUGGCUACAAACCUAUUAGUGAGGGAAUGUACUGAGCACAAUGUGGAGAUGAUACAUAUCAGUGCUUAUCUAGGAAAUAUGAAGCAUGCUGAAGUGUCUAUAUGUUGUGAACUGGAAACUGUAUAGUCACAGAGGAUGCAAGUUUCCAUCUGCUGAUUCCUUGCUGUUGAAUUUGAGGACGAAAAAGUACAAAGCAGGCUUAUAUUUCCAAAGUCUCAAAGUACAUUCUCCAUCAUUUAGGUUUUGGGGUUUUUCUUUGAAGCUGCUUUACGUUUGAUUUGACUCCGUUCUGAUGUGGAUAAGCUCAGCAGCAAUAGAAAGCAGUUGUCAAAGGGUAGUGCCGAGGCAACCAAGGUCAAUGUGACUUUGUAAGUUAUUUCUGCUCUCUUUAUGAAUUCUGCACAGUCCAGAGUGGCCUUAAAUUCAUUAAUAAACGAUUAUUCAAAAGAU